AGUGGAUCUUCCCAGACGCGACACGCGGUUCAUUCAUUCACACUUUUCGACAGUGGGGCAUGUGUUUUCAAUAGCAAAACAUUUACAACAUCUGCACGGAAUAAUUUUGCUUGCACAGAGCAACCACGAAUAUAUUCACAAUAAGUACUGACUUAAAGUCUGAACAUGACAAAAAUCCUGUCAGCCUGCAACGUCGUCAAAUCACUGAGGCAAGCAUGGCUCUCUGCCAGAAGAAGCAGCCACCCCUCCUGUAUGAAGAGGUCUUCACGGCUUUUAUCUGUAAAGGCCCGAACGGCCAACGUGGUCCUUGAAGAUGGUACCCGGAUGAAGGGCUUCUCCUUUGGGUAUGAACACUCAGCAGGUGGGGAGCUGGUCUUCAAUACCGGUCUGGUGGGUUACCCAGAGGCCCUGACUGACCCCAGCUAUAGAGGUCAGAUCCUGACUCUUACCUAUCCCAUUGUGGGGAACUAUGGCGUUCCAAACACACAAGAGCUGGACGAGCUGGGCCUGAGGAGAAACAUUGAGUCAGAACGCAUACAGGUGUCUGGUCUGCUUGUACAGGACUACAGUCACGAAUACAGCCACUGGAACUCUGUCAAGUCUCUGGGAAAGUGGCUACAGGAGGAGAAGGUCCCUGCAUUGUUUGGUGUGGACACCAGAAUGCUGACCAAGAUCAUCAGAGACAAGGGUACAGUGUUGGGGAAGAUUGAGUUUGAGGGCCAGCCGGUGGAAAUAUCAGACCCCAACCGGCUAAACAUUGUAGCAGAAGUAUCCACAAAGGAGACCAAAGUGUUUGGGAAAGGCAACCCUAUCAAAGUCGUGGCUGUUGACUGUGGCAUCAAACACAAUAUCAUCCGACUGUUGGUUAAGCGUGGAGCUGAAGUCCAUCUGGUGCCUUGGAACCAGGACUUAAUGAACCUGGAGUAUGACGGCCUAUUCAUCUCCAACGGCCCUGGCGACCCAUCUUUGGCUGUAGAACUCAUACAAAAUGUCCGCAAGGUGCUGGAGAGUGACCGGUCACAGCCAGUCUUUGGUAUCUGUAUGGGCAACCAGAUCACAGCGCUGGCUGCUGGGGCCAAGUCAUACAAACUGCCAAUGGGCAACAGAGGUCAGAACCAGCCUGUGUUGAACGUAAUGACGGGACAGGCCUUCAUCACAGCCCAGAACCAUGGUUAUGGAAUCGACAGUAGUUCUCUACCACCCGGAUGGAGCCCACUUUUCGUUAACGCCAAUGAUGGAACCAAUGAGGGCAUCAUGCAUGACACCAAGCCAGUCUUCACAGCUCAGUUCCAUCCUGAGGCCAAAGGAGGACCAACAGACACUGAGUUCCUGUUUGAUGCGUUCAUAUCCUUGAUAAAGAAUGGGAAGGAUGGCAACAUUGUGUCGGUCAUGCCCAAGAAACCUGUCAUCCCACCCAGAACUCAGGUGACCAAGGUGCUGGUUUUGGGGUCCGGAGGCCUGUCCAUUGGUCAGGCUGGGGAGUUUGACUACUCCGGAUCUCAGGCUGUCAAAGCCAUGAAGGAGGAGAAUGUGAGGACGGUGCUGAUGAAUCCGAACAUCGCAUCGGUGCAGACCAACGAGGUGGGCACCAAACAGGCUGACUCGGUCUACUUCCUGCCAGUCACCCCUCAGUUUGUCACUGAGGUCAUCAAGACGGAAAGACCUGAUGGAAUCCUGUUGUCCAUGGGUGGACAGACGGCGCUUAACUGUGGCGUGGAGCUGUUCCGGAGUGGGGUGCUACAGGAGUAUGGGGUCAAGGUGUUGGGGACCCCGGUAGAGUCCAUCAUGGCUACCGAGGACAGACAGCUGUUUGCUGACAAACUCAACGAGAUCAAGGAGAAGAUCGCCCCCAGCUUUGCGGUCGAGACGGUGGCAGAUGCCCUGAAGGCAGCGGAUCAGAUCGGCUACCCCGUCAUGCUUCGCUCUGCCUAUGCCCUGGGGGGACUGGGCUCGGGGCUGUGUGCCAACCAGGACAGGCUGGAAGAGACCGCUCAGAAGGCUCUGGCGAUGAGCAGUCAGAUCCUGGUGGAAAAGUCUCUGAUGGGUUGGAAGGAGGUGGAAUAUGAGGUGGUUAGGGACGUCGCUGACAAUUGUGUCACUGUCUGUAACAUGGAGAACUUUGACCCCCUCGGCAUACACACAGGGGACUCUAUCGUGGUAGCUCCCAGUCAGACGUUGUCCAAUGAGGAGUACCACAUGCUGCGUGAGACGGCCAUCAAGGUGGUGCGUCAUUUGGGCAUCGUGGGAGAGUGCAACAUCCAGUACGCCCUGCACCCUGCCUCUCUUGAAUACUGCAUUAUAGAGGUCAACGCCCGGCUCUCGCGCAGCUCCGCCCUCGCAUCCAAGGCCACUGGGUACCCACUGGCAUUUGUGGCAGCCAAGCUAGCUUUGGGCAUUCCUCUCCCGGAGAUCAAGAACGCUGUGUCGGAGAAAACCACGGCCUGUUUCGAGCCCAGCAUGGAUUACAUUGUUACUAAGAUCCCUCGCUGGGACCUCGAUCGCUUCCAAGGAAUGUCCCGAGAGAUAGGCAGCUCCAUGAAGAGCGUUGGAGAGGUGAUGGCAGUGGGUCGUACGUUUGAGGAGAGCAUGCAGAAGGCCCUGAGGAUGUGCCACCCGUCUGUGGACGGCUUUGUUCCUCGCCUGCCCCUGAACAGGGCCUGGUCUGAACAGCAGGACUUGCAACAGGAGCUGGCAGUGCCUUCCAGCACUCGGGUCUUCUCAUUGGCCAAGGCACUUCACAGCGGCGUUACGGUAGACCAGAUCCACCAUCUCACUGCCAUAGACAAGUGGUUCCUACACAAGCUACGCCGAAUCACAGAGCUGGAGAAGCACCUCAACCAGUUCACCAGUUCCACAGUUCCCCAAGGCCUGCUGCUAAAGGCUAAACAGGAUGGCUUUUCAGACCGCCAGGUGGGCCAGGCCUUGGGUUUCAGUGAGGGGGAGGCCAGGGCACUGCGGCUGGGUCAAAACAUUAAACCCUGGGUCAAACAGAUUGACACCCUGGCUGCAGAGUACCCCGCUGUCACUAACUACCUGUACUGCACCUACCACGGACAUGAGCACGACCUGGAGUUCAAGGACCAGGGUGUCAUGGUGCUUGGAUGCGGUCCCUAUCACAUCGGGAGUAGUGUGGAGUUUGACUGGUGUGCCGUAUCCAGUAUCCGAGCCCUGCGUCAGAUGGGCCGGCGCACGGUGGUGGUCAACCACAACCCAGAGACGGUCAGCACGGAUUUUGAUGAGUGUGACCGCCUGUACUUCGAGGAGCUGACCCUGGAACGCAUCCUGGAUAUCACACGACAAGAGGGCUGUACAGGCAGCAUCGUGUCUGUGGGGGGACAGAUCCCCAAUAACCUGGCCAUGCCUCUGCACCUGAACGGGGUCAACAUCUUAGGAACCAGCCCCCUGCAGAUCGACAGAGCCGAGGAGAGAUCCGUGUUCUCCACCAUUCUGGAUGAACUGGGGGUUGACCAGGCUCCAUGGAAGGCUCUUAGCUCACUGGAAGAUGCCUAUGCGUUUGCCAAUAAAGUGGGCUACCCCUGCCUCCUGCGCCCCUCGUAUGUUCUCAGUGGCUCCGCGAUGAAUGUGGCGUAUGGUGAUGAUGAGAUGAGGGGGUUCUUGGAGGAGGCCACUCAGGUGUCACAGGAGCAUCCAGUAGUCAUCACCAAGUUUAUCAGUGGAGCCAGAGAGGUGGAGGUUGAUGCAGUGGCCAAGAUGGGAAAAGUGCUGGCCCAUGCUAUAACAGAACAUGUGGAGGAUGCUGGGGUACACUCUGGAGAUGCCACGCUGAUGUUGCCGACCCAAAGCAUUAGCCAGGGAGCAAUAGAGAAGGUGAAGACUGCCACACGGAAAAUUGCCAAGGCGUUUGAGAUCUCUGGGCCAUUCAACACUCAGUUCCUAGUGAAAGGCAACGACGUCAUGGUGAUAGAGUGUAACCUACGAGCAUCUCGUUCCUUCCCAUUCGUGUCUAAGACCAUUGGAGUGGACUUCAUUAGUGUGGCUACGCGGGUUAUGGUGGGUGAACCCCAGGACGAGGCCGCUUUGCCCUCUCUGGAGAACCCCAUCAUCCCUGUGGACUAUGUUGGAAUCAAGGCUCCUAUGUUCUCCUGGCCCCGCCUGCGUGAUGCAGACCCUGUCCUGCGCUGUGAGAUGGCUUCCACAGGAGAGGUGGCUUGUUUUGGACCAAACAUCUACUCCGCCUUCCUCAAGGCUAUGCUCUCUACUGGCUUCAAGUUGCCUACCAAAGGCAUCCUCAUUGGAAUCCAGCAUUCGUUCCGGCCCAACUUCCUGGCUACAGCACACCAGCUAAAUGAAGAAGGCUUUAAGCUCUUUGCCACAGAGGCCACCUCUGCCUGGCUCUCUGCCAACGAUGUCCCCGCCACCCCUGUAGCAUGGCCCAGCCACGAUGGAGGAGAUGCCAAUCUGCCCAGUAUUAUCAGGCUGAUCAAUGAGGGUCACAUUGACCUGGUGGUGAACCUUCCCAACAACAACAGUAAGUUCCUCCGGGACAACUUCCUGAUCCGCAGGAUGGCUGUGGACCACGGUGUUCCCCUCAUCACCAACUAUCAGGUGGUCAAACUGUUUGCUGAGGCCAUAAAGUACGCUAGUGAGCUGGACACAACCAGCUUGUUCCAUUACCGCCAGAGAGAUGCUGACCGCAUUAAGGCUGCUGCAGCUGGACUGCUUGUCUAGAGCUGACCCCUCACCUCUCCUCAUCUCUCCCGCCCUUGCCCAUCCAUUCUCCUCUCUUCCUCUUUCACCUCAUCCCUUCUCUACUCCUUUUACCCUCUUUCCCCUCAUCGUCAGAGCCCAGAAAUCUGCAAAAAGGUGUCCUGCGUUAUGCCCUAAAGAGUUUUAUACAAAAGAGUUAUUCUUGGUUGUGUCCCAAAAAACAUUCCCACGGUAAGGGUCAGGCACCUAGAUUCAGAUACAACUAAGCCCAAAAUGAGAUUAUUGGAAAAUUAUAUUUUUCUACCCUGAAUACACUGACACACAGUCACUAAUAUUCAUUAUUUUAUUUGUAGGAGUACAUGGAUUAAAGAAUUCCAAAAAUAAACUAGCCUAAUUCUAAAAAACUAGCCUUAACUGGAUUCCUGAUGAUUUUAGUCAAAUUAUCAUUGUUUACCUUAAACAUUCGAGGCAAACCAGAUUGAGACCAUACCGAGAAAGAGCCCUUCUUUGUUUCUUCUUUGAUUCUUUAAUGUGGCGGGUACUGUAAAAAAGAAAGUUAAUGAACCAAAACAUAUUUAUUGGGGAAAACCACUGCUGUAAAUUUAGCUUAUAAUUACUGUAUUACGGCACACUUUAUAGACAUGUUUUAAAGGCUCAACAUUUCACCUCUAGGAAAUAGUGUUGGUUUGUGAUCUCACAAAAUCACAUCCAAGGGCACUUCAGAAAUGUUUCUUUCUGUUAGCAUGGUUGUCGUUUCUCUUACUGUAUAUUGAUAUAAGGUCCCUUUUUACUGAAAACACUGAAAAAACUUUGAAACUGUUUGCCAGUUCUGAAGCCUUCAAAAUGAUUCUGCCUAGAAAAUGUGACACUGACCUGGUAAAAGCAGCAGGUGGCCUCCUUUUGUCUCCGUCUAGGCAUUUUAUUCCAUUACAAUGAAUCUACAUGUUGAAUGACCAACGUUUGUGUGUAUUUAUACUCCACAGCGAUCUGCUGCUUUCAGCUGUUAGUCAGCAUGAUGUGUUUUACAAGUGUAGUAAUGAAUGAUACUGGAAGUGACUGGAGAACCGCUACUAGUUUGGCUAACCAAUAUCAUACCCACACUGCAGUCCAGUUCACUUGUGCUUUUUGAAUAUGGACUCUAGAUGGUUCUAUGGACCCAAACAGGAGUUUAGCUUUAGUGUUAGAUUUAGAGUAAAUACAAUUUUGGUUAGGUUAUAGAUUAGGGUUAGGAUUUAGUUCAAAUAAUGAUGUUGAAGGGGAAUACAUUUGGAAAUCCCAAUUUCUAACUUAGUAAGCCUUAUGAGGCAAAUAUCAAGAGACUAAUUCUUCAAAAUGUCUUUUAAAGUUGCCAGUCAACCUUACUGAAAGGUUUAGUUAUUACCAGUUCUAACAGCUGAUUAGUUGUAUUUUAUUUGCUUUUCCAUAUUUUGAAAUCAUGUAAGCUCAAACCGCUUUCCCUUUCUGCAUUCUAUGUACAUACCAAUCAAAUAAAAAUUGUAU
Messenger RNA from Esox lucius (northern pike), 6168 nucleotides. RefSeq names its product carbamoyl-phosphate synthase 1, mitochondrial (gene cps1). The coding region runs from base 166 to 4689 and encodes 1507 amino acids. Lineage: Eukaryota; Metazoa; Chordata; Actinopteri; Esociformes; Esocidae. Gene Ontology annotation, biological process: L-arginine biosynthetic process; 'de novo' pyrimidine nucleobase biosynthetic process; L-glutamine metabolic process. Gene Ontology annotation, molecular function: ATP binding; carbamoyl-phosphate synthase (glutamine-hydrolyzing) activity; metal ion binding. The record is from RefSeq and is a predicted model, not a curated record. The transcript has 37 exons. Gene Ontology annotation, cellular component: cytoplasm; carbamoyl-phosphate synthase complex.